Messenger RNA from Myzus persicae (green peach aphid), 495 nucleotides. RefSeq lists its product as uncharacterized. The transcript has a single exon. NCBI's taxonomy places the organism in Eukaryota, Metazoa, Arthropoda, Insecta, Hemiptera, Aphididae. The record is from RefSeq and is a predicted model, not a curated record. The coding region runs from base 1 to 381 and encodes 126 amino acids.
AUGGCAGGACCAAUAAGUGAAAUGAAACGGGUAUACAAUUAUGUUGCUCCUAAAUCGCCUUCCGAACUCAUCGAUUGCAGUAGUUUUACAAUUGACUUUGAAAAUCGUAAGUUUUUAAACAUGGGAUUCGAACCAAAUAAUCAGUUUGAUAUCGUGUUGCAAAUAAUUACUCCAUCGCGAUAUGUAAAUAUUUCAUCAGACUUCUUGAAGCGUAUUUUUUCAUUAAUGGGUAAUAUUUUAUCUCACAUUCUCGAUCCCGCAGUGAAAUACAAAAAAAUUAUAUUUUUGGAAUGUGAAUUGGUUUUGAUCACAAGCAUGGUGUAUAAGGGAGAGCACGUGUUGGUCAUCGAGUCUAAAGAAAUAAACGGAUGCAGAAUUUAAUUGAAUCGAAAUGAUCUGAUGGCACUUCAAGAUUUAGAGUGGGCUAUUUUCGAAACUAUAUCAAGAAAAAACGAUAUUGUGAAACCUAUUAUUUUAAACCAACUCGAUCAAAUA